Messenger RNA from Carlito syrichta (Philippine tarsier), 3630 nucleotides. It is a transcript of the gene PDE2A, whose product is annotated as phosphodiesterase 2A. Gene Ontology annotation, cellular component: perinuclear region of cytoplasm; mitochondrial outer membrane; synaptic membrane. The transcript is spliced from 32 exons. Gene Ontology annotation, molecular function: 3',5'-cyclic-GMP phosphodiesterase activity; protein homodimerization activity; 3',5'-cGMP-stimulated cyclic-nucleotide phosphodiesterase activity. The record is from RefSeq and is a predicted model, not a curated record. Bases 192 to 3023 code for a protein of 943 amino acids. NCBI's taxonomy places the organism in Eukaryota, Metazoa, Chordata, Mammalia, Primates, Tarsiidae. Gene Ontology annotation, biological process: positive regulation of gene expression; cGMP catabolic process; negative regulation of receptor guanylyl cyclase signaling pathway.
GCAGCAGAGGCAGUGGCGACGGGAGAGGCGGGAGCUGCGGGGCAGCAGAGCUGGAUUGGGGUGUUGAGUCCAGGCGGGGUGGGGGGCAGCUCAUUGCACUUGGUCCCUGUGCCUGCUGAGGGCGCCCUGCCCGGAGCUCUGGGCGGGGGAGACAGGGCGAGGUGCCACCUUAGUCUGGCUCGGGAGGCGUGAUGGGGCAGGCAUGCGGCCACUCCAUCCUCUGCAGGAGCCAGCAGUACCCGGCAGCGCGACCGGCUGAGCCGUUGGGGCUGAACCUCUUCCUCAGACCUGAUUCNNNGCCGCCGCCGCCGCAGCCAUGCGCCGACAGCCUGCAGGAUGCCUUGCUGAGCCUGGGCUCUGUCAUCGACAUUGCAGGCCUGCAACAGGCUGUCAAGGAGGCCCUGUCAGCUGUGCUCCCCAAAGUGGAGACUGUCUACACCUACUUGCUGGACAGGGAGUCCCGGCUGGUGUGUGAGGACCCCCCACAUGAGCUGCCCCAGGAGGGGAAAAUCCGAGAGGCUGUGUGCUCCCGGAAGCGGCUGGGCUGCAAUGGGCUGGGCCCCUCGGACCUGCCAGGGAAGCCCUUGGCCAGGCUGGUGGCUCCACUGGCUCCUGACACCCAAGUGCUGGUCAUACCGCUGGUGGACAAGGAGGCCGGGGCUGUGGCAGCUGUCAUCUUGGUGCACUGUGGCCAGCUGAGUGACAGUGAGGAGUGGAGCCUGCAGGCUGUGGAGAAGCACACCCUGGUGGCCCUGCGGAGGGUGCAGGCCCUGCAGCGGCGCGGGCCCAGCGAGGCUUCCAGAGCUUCCCAGAAGCCCCCAGAGGCGGCGGCGGAAGACCAGAAGGGGCCAGAAGGGGGCGCGUACACCGACCACGACCGAAAGAUCCUGCAGCUGUGCGGAGAACUCUACGACCUGGAUGCCUCUUCCCUGCAGCUCAAAGUCCUCCAAUAUCUGCAGCAGGAGACCCAGGCAUCCCACUGCUGCCUCCUGCUGGUGUCCGAGGACAAUCUCCAGCUCUCCUGUAAGGUUAUCGGAGAUAAAGUGCUGGGGGAAGAGAUCAGCUUUCCGUUGACAGGGUGCCUGGGCCAGGUGGUGGAAGACAAGAAGUCCAUCCAGCUGAAGGACCUCCCCUCCGAGGAUGUACAACAGCUGCAAAGUAUGUUGGGCUGUGAGCUGCGGGCCGUGCUCUGUGUCCCUGUCAUCAGCCGGGCCACUGACCAGGUGGUGGCCUUGGCCUGCGCCUUCAAUAAGCUCGAAGGAGACUUGUUCACGGACAAGGACGAGCAUGUGAUCCAGCACUGCUUCCACUACACCAGCACGGUGCUCACCAGCACGCUGGCCUUCCAGAAGGAGCAGAAGCUCAAGUGUGAGUGCCAGGCUCUUCUCCAAGUGGCAAAGAACCUCUUCACUCACCUGGAUGAUGUCUCUGUCCUGCUCCAGGAGAUCAUCACAGAGGCCAGAAACCUCAGCAAUGCGGAGAUCUGCUCCGUGUUCCUGCUGGAUCAGAACGAGCUGGUGGCCAAGGUGUUCGAUGGAGGCGUGGUGGAUGAUGAGAGCUACGAGAUCCGCAUCCCUGCCGACCAAGGCAUCGCAGGCCACGUGGCGACCACGGGCCAGAUCCUGAACAUCCCGGACGCAUAUGCCCACCCGCUUUUCUACCGCGGCGUGGACGACAGCACCGGCUUCCGCACACGAAACAUCCUCUGCUUCCCCAUCAAGAACGAGAACCAGGAGGUCAUCGGUGUGGCCGAGCUGGUGAAUAAGAUCAAUGGGCCGUGGUUCAGCAAGUUCGACGAGGACCUGGCGACGGCCUUCUCUAUCUACUGCGGCAUCAGCAUCCCCCAGUCUCUACUCUACAAGAAAGUGAAUGAGGCUCAGUACCGCAGCCACCUGGCCAACGAGAUGAUGAUGUACCACAUGAAGGUCUCUGAUGAUGAAUACACCAAACUCCUUCAUGAUGGGAUCCAGCCUGUGGCUGCCAUUGACUCCAACUUCGCCAGUUUCACCUAUACCCCUCGCUCUCUGCCCGAGGAUGACACAUCCAUGGCCGUCCUGAGCAUGCUGCAGGACAUGAAUUUCAUCAACAACUACAAAAUCGACUGCCCGACGCUGGCCCGGUUCUGUUUGAUGGUGAAGAAGGGGUAUCGGGAUCCCCCCUACCACAACUGGAUGCACGCCUUUUCUGUCUCCCACUUCUGUUUCCUGCUCUACAAGAACCUGGAGCUGGCCAACUACCUCGAGGACAUCGAGAUCUUUGCCUUGUUUAUUUCCUGCAUGUGUCACGACCUGGACCACAGAGGCACCAACAACUCUUUCCAGGUGGCCUCGAAAUCUGUGCUGGCUGCGCUCUACAGCUCCGAGGGCUCCGUCAUGGAGAGGCACCACUUUGCUCAGGCCAUUGCCAUCCUCAACACCCACGGCUGCAACAUCUUCGACCACUUCUCCCGGAAGGAUUAUCAGCGCAUGCUGGACCUGAUGCGGGACAUCAUCUUGGCCACAGACCUGGCCCACCACCUCCGCAUCUUCAAGGACCUCCAGAAGAUGGCUGAAGUGGGGUAUGACCGAACCAACAAGCAGCACCACAGGCUCCUCCUCUGCCUCCUGAUGACCUCUUGUGACCUUUCUGACCAGACCAAGGGCUGGAAGACCACGAGAAAGAUCGCAGAGCUGAUCUACAAAGAAUUCUUCUCCCAGGGAGACUUGGAGAAGGCCAUGGGCAACAGGCCUAUGGAGAUGAUGGACCGUGAGAAGGCCUAUAUCCCCGAGCUGCAGAUUAGCUUCAUGGAGCACAUCGCCAUGCCCAUCUACAAGCUGUUACAGGACCUGUUUCCCAAAGCGGCAGAGCUGUAUGAGCGCGUGGCCUCUAACCGUGAGCACUGGACCAAGGUGUCCCACAAGUUUACCAUCCGCGGCCUCCCAAGCAACAACUCGCUGGACUUCCUGGACGAGGAGUAUGAGGUGCCUGAUUUGGAUGGCACUAGGGCCCCCAUCAAUGGCUGCUGCAGCCUUGAUGCAGAGUGACCCUCUCCCCGGAUCCUUUCCUGCCCAGGCCUCCUCCCACAAUCCUCUACCAGUCUGGCCAGAUGCUUUGGGAACAGAGCCAUGAGUCCUGGGUUUUAGGCCAGGACUUUCUGUGUGACCCUGGGCAAGUACUGGCCUUUCUGGGCCUCAGCUUUCUUGUCUGUAUAUUGGAAACAAGACUUCAGGCCUCACCAAGACUUUGUACUUUGCCUUCUGAGAGCAUAGGGGGGUGGCCAGUGGGCAGUGGGCCCUGCUCUGCGCUGCUGAUGACACCUUGGCAAGUCAUCCCCAAACCACUCUUUCUUUGAGCUGCCUGAUGGUUUCUCCUGUGCCCCACUCCUGCCCCACUAGAUCUGUGCCCUUUUUGCCUGGAGGAUCCCACCCCCUGGGGUCUCCAGAAUUCUUGUGGGACCCCUCCCAUGAGGACAUCUGAGUGAGCAGAGGGCAGGAUCUUGGAAACAGUCAUUAGUUCUACCGGGGGACUAGAAACAGCCAUGGGGUGAAGGGGCCCCCUGAGGACCACCACUAUACUGAUAGGGGAGCUGGCGCCUGGGGGAUCCAGGGGCCCCAUGAGAAAGCUCCAGAGGGGCAGCUCAGUGCUUGGGAG